UUAUUAAUGGAGUAGAUAGUUAUUAAUAGAGUUAGCGUUAUGAAUGGAGUAGAUAGAGUUAUUAAUAGAGUUAGCGUUAUGAAUGGAGGUAGAUAGUGUUAUUAAUGUAACUUACUCUAUCUUUGGGCAGCAGACAUGGCUGGGAGCACUUUCCCGGUGUACAAGGUGGAUGCCAUCGUGCAGUUCUACCGAACCGAGGUUCUGACUGGACAAGAGGCUAAGCUUUUCAGCAAGAGUGAUAUUACUCCCAGCCCGAAGGCAGAAUCCGUUCAAAGAGUCUUCAUGAGGGUUUUGCAGCUCUUUCGUUUCAAGCCUGAGUGCCAUUACGUGAUGCCCUUGUCUGGAAACGUCCAGCACCCCGUGCUUUAUGAGUGGCUUACACCAAUCAUGAGUGUUUACAUACGCAUGUGCGAGCUCUUACCGUUUUGUCAUGUAUUUGAUUUUUGGCUGCAUGACUUGAUCAACCCCAGUCAUGAAUACGGUCUCGAAUGUCAUGGACAUGUGUUGGAGCUGCUUGACGAAAGGCUGGUGGAAACACAGAUGCUGGUGCAGCGUGUAAAUCAGUUGGAGGCAGAAAUCCAGGUCUUCCUCAAGCAGCUGCAGGACUUACAGAGCAGCAUGUGCGAGACCUACCAGCAAAAAGAGGAGGCCCGGAGCUUAGCAGCCAUGAAUGAAACCCUGCAGAAAGAGCUGAAGAGCCUGAGCAAUGAAGAAGGCCAGCUGAAGAGGGCACUUGCCAUGAAACUUGACAAGGAGUCUAAACAACAGAUCCGUCGACAGAAGAAAAGAGAGGUGAAAGACCAGCAAGUCAGAAAUAUUUAUGG
Sinocyclocheilus grahami is the source of this 824-nucleotide messenger RNA. Its product is annotated as kinetochore protein Nuf2-like. The transcript has 7 exons. Gene Ontology annotation, cellular component: Ndc80 complex; kinetochore. The annotation marks the transcript as partial. The record is from RefSeq and is a predicted model, not a curated record. Lineage: Eukaryota; Metazoa; Chordata; Actinopteri; Cypriniformes; Cyprinidae.